GUACACGGGCCCCCUGUUGGAGGAGGAAGCCCUGAACAAAGCAGCAGAAAAUGGAUUGUCUUCACCAGAAUUUUUUGAGCUUUGCGUUUGGUUGGGUUCCCAAAUAAAGUCACUUUGUAAUAUGGAAGAAAGCAUCACUUCAACAGAUGGUGGUAAAGAUAUAGAGAGCUUCCAGCUUGAGAUUAGUGGCUUUCUGAGAGAAAUGGCUUGUCCAUAUUCAUCACUUAUAUCUGGAGACAUCAAGGAUAGAUUAAGAGAGAAAGAAGAUUGUCUUAAACUUCUCUUAUUUCUAAGUACAGAACUUCAGGCUUUAAAGAUACUGCACAGCAAGCAAAUGAAAGGCUCUCAUUUGGAAAAGCACAAUGAAAUUUAUCAGGAAGUGCAAGCUAUUUGCGAUGCACUGGGCCUGCCAAACUCCUCGUCUUCUGAUAUUCCUCCCUUGUUAACCAAUGUGGAACAAAAGAUAAAGGACGUUCUCUCAAAAGUUCAAAAUAACCACGUGGGGAAGUCACUGCUAACAAAACCUCUGAAUUCUGACCAAGUGGAAAGAUUGGAAAAAAUCAACGAUGCUCUUCGCAGUGAGUACGAGUGUCGCCGACGUAUGUUAAUGAAGAGGCUAGAUGUAACAGUACAGUCUUUUGGCUGGUCUGAUAGAGCAAAGGUAAAAACAGAUGACAUAGCACGAAUUUAUCAGCCUAAGCGCUAUGCAUUAUCUCCAAAGUCAACUAUUACUUUAGCUCACCUUCUUGCUGCUCGGGAAGAUUUGUCAAAGAUCAUAAGAACAAGUAGUGGAUCAACACGGGAAAAUACAGUCUGUGCGAUCAACAAGGUUCUGAUGGGGAGAGUGCCUGACCGUGGAGGCAGACCAACAGAGAUUGAACCACCUCCUCCCGAAAUGCCUCCUUGGCAAAAAAGACAAGAAGGUGGUGGAAGAGGCGGCUGGGGAGGUGGUGGUGGUGGUGGAAGGGGCAACUGGGGGGGUGGAGGGGGUAGAGGAGGAGGAGGUGGUGGUGGUGGUUUUGGAGGUGGGGGUUUCAGAGGUGGUGGAAGAGGAGGAGGUGGCUUCCAAGGUGGCAGGGGAGAUUAUGGUGGCAGGGGAGGUUAUGGUGGCAGGGGGGGCUAUGGUGAUCCUUAUGGUGGAAGAGGAGGGGGAGGAUACCGAAGAUACUGA
Pelecanus crispus (Dalmatian pelican) is the source of this 1171-nucleotide messenger RNA. The record is from RefSeq and is a predicted model, not a curated record. NCBI's taxonomy places the organism in Eukaryota, Metazoa, Chordata, Aves, Pelecaniformes, Pelecanidae.